UUCAGAAGGACUAAUAUAUCUUACUCUAUCUAAAACCAUAUCUUCUACAGGUUUUAAUCAAAUGGAGGAUGAUCGAAAAGAGGUACAAACCAUCUUCAUAUCUGUUUUACGUCUCUUGUCUUGUGCGUUUGUUUGUUUCCCUAGAUAUUUUGUUUUAAACUAUGAAAUCAAAGAUCUGCUUGUUUCGUUGUGCUUCUGUCGGGAAUCGAACAUGGGUCUUUACACUUAAAGAAAACAAAGCUCCAAACAGUACUGAUACUGUUUUAGCGAUGACACGCGUUUGAUUGCGUCUCGGUAUCAAAAAUCGAAUUUUUUCUCGAUCAUCAACAACAGUCUCCCUAUUAAAGUCAGUUGCAUUCCAAAGCUUAGAAACAGUUCUCACGAUAUGCAUCGCCUUAAGAACUCUCCAUGGCUAUCAGUGCCACAGUUUGGUGAUUGGGACCAGAAAGGAGGAGGAACUAUUCCUGAUUACUCCAUGGAUUUCACCAAGAUUAGAGAGAUGAGGAAACAGAACAAGAGAGACCCUUCUCGAGCCAGUCUUGGCAACGAGGAUGAACUCGUCAAGCCACCCGAGUCAGCUACAGCAACCGCUAAGCUCACCACGGUCCAUAGUGAAAACCAACAUCACUUCUCUCCAGCCCACCAUCACCAACCACAUUCCCCUUCCACGAGGAGAAGCAUCUUCAGCUGCUUCAACUGCUGCGUCAAAGCUUGAAGGAUUCUUCUCUAGCAAUGGAGCUGUUUUUAUAUAUUGACUUAUGUCAUUCCAAUGUGGAAAAUGUAAUGUGAUCAUGAGACUCAUAUAUGUUUGAAACCAUUUCGAAUUUAUUACAAGAAAAAAAGAUUAGGGUA
Molecule: messenger RNA, 852 nt
Organism: Brassica napus (rape)
Lineage: Eukaryota; Viridiplantae; Streptophyta; Magnoliopsida; Brassicales; Brassicaceae
Exons: 4
Coding region: 386-715 (109 amino acids)
Source: RefSeq, a predicted model, not a curated record